AUAUAUAAUUAUGUGGCAGUAGAAGUUCUGGGCGGGGAAAGUCUGCCUCAUCACACAUCAGGAAGGAAACGCUUCCUUUCAGCUGCACAGCCUCGGGACUCCGGACAAAAAACUGGACCAGAACCAGGAAGCAGAACCCGGAGAAAGCUCUAUGCUGCGGUCUUUGUCACCUUUAAUGCGGUCAUUACUCUUCGCUGAGAGCCGGUGUUCAGGUGAGCUGCGCCGCACAGCGAGCCCCGUGUAGCGGAAGGAAACACCGGAUACGAGCCGCGGCUACCAGCAGCCAGCGGGGCUUCCCCCGAGGAGGGAGGCUCGCUGGAGCCCAUGCCCAGGUGGAGGCGGAGGCGGAGCGGGGAAGCAGCAUGUAGGAGGCCGGUGUUCAGGUUGAGGUGCCAUCGGCCAUGAAAAAGCGAGCCAAGAGGGAGCUGAAAGAGGAGGAGGAGGAGGAGAAGGAGGAAGUGUUGUGCUGCUGCGAGUAUGUGAACAGGCACGGGGAGCGCAGCCACGUCGCGGCGUGCUGCUGUGACUGCGAGGACCUGGACGACGCCUGCGACAGGUUUCUAAAGAGAGCGCCUCAGAAACCCGAAUCCCUGUCGCAUGUGGCCGCGGUCGUCUCAGACCGGCUCCGGGUACCCUGGUUUUGGGGCGGAGCCCGGAAGCUGGAUCUGUCCAUCGUCCCUCCUCUCGUCCUCCUUCCGGGCCUGCUGCGCCUCGCCGCCCUCCACUUCCUGCUCGGCGUGCUGGUUCUGACGGCCCUGCCCGGCCUGGUGUUGUGGUACUACUUCUUCACCCACCGCAAAAAGGGCCGGACGCUCUUCUUCCUCAGCCUGGCGCUCUUCUCCCUGGCCUACAUGUACUACCUGUUCGUCUCGGAGGUGUUUCCGCGCGGCGACGUCGGCGAGGUGGAGCUGGCGGCCGUGAGCUCGGGGGUCGUCCUCACCCUGCUGGCUCUCGUCCACACCAAGAGGGAUCCCGGCGUCGUUCGGCUGGACCACCGGGCCGUCCACAGCACGGUGACGUACCACAGCGCCGCGGCAGACGGGGACACCUCCCUCAACGGGGGGACGCGGGAGGCGCCGAUGACUGCGGUCCACCGGAUGGGGCCGUCGGAGCCGGACGGGUCAGAGUUGAAGGAAAGCGGCCGGAGGAGCUGGUGCUCGGCGUGCAGGGUCGUGCGGCCACCGAGGGCGGGACACUGUCGGAUCUGCGGCGUGUGCGUGCUGCGCCUCGACCACCACUGCGUCUGGAUAAACAACUGCGUGGGCCAGGCCAACCACCGGAGCUUCCUGCUGACGCUGGUCUGCUUCCUGCUGACGUCGCUGUGCGGCAUCGGCCUGGUGCUGCGGAGCGUGUGUCCCCAGCAGAGCGUCCUCACCGCCUUGCUCUACUGCCCCGGGGUCUACGACCACUACAGAGACGUGGGAUGCAGCCUCAGCAUGGCCACCAACUCAAACUGUGCUGUUUUUGGAGAUUUCUAUCUCUGCUCUCUGCUUCACCUGCGCUUGGUACAGCAGCAUCGUGACGGGCGGCCUGCUGCACCUCCUUCUAGUGCAAGUCAUCAACAUCAGCUACAACGUGACGGAGCGGGAGGCACGAGCCGCGCUGAGGGAGAAAACCGCCCGCAGCGCCUGCUGGGGCCUGGUGGUGGACACCGGCGUUUACUCGCGAGGUCUGUGGAGCAACUGGUCCGAGUUCAUGUCCAUGAGGGACAAACUGAGGCGUCCGUCUCCCACAGACCUGGUGUGAGAGACAAUAUGGGAGUAGCAGCGCUGCUGUCCACUAGAUGGCAGCGUUGCCACUUCGUGCAUGCCGGCUCGCAGCUGUUGAGUGAACUUGUCCUGUCUCCAGCAGAGUCCGCAGUGCUUUAAGGUGGAGCAGCAGCUCUGGAGUCACACUUUGACAUUUAGCAACACUGGCUUCACAACUCAGUCCCUCGUUUUCACAUCCACUACGGUGACUGACAACCAGGACCUCAUCUAUGCAUCAGGAUCCGCCCACGGCCACCACUGUGGAUGUCUCCCUUCCGACUUGGAGUCUGACUUUACGCCUCGGCUGCUUUUCAGACUGUAGACACCUGUAAGGAAGCUAAACUCUAAUAAAAAAUAGAUUUUCCUACAGACAACAAUUAACUAAGGGGAGAUUCCUCUGGGUUUUUUAGAUUUUAUGUCAUAGAUCAAGACAAAGUCAUGAAUAGCUGAGAUGUGGAAGUGAAAUGAUGCAUAUUUUACCAGUAUUGUGCAAAUAAAA
This is a messenger RNA of Fundulus heteroclitus (mummichog), 2247 nucleotides long. It is a transcript of the gene zdhhc23b, whose product is annotated as zinc finger DHHC-type palmitoyltransferase 23b. Gene Ontology annotation, molecular function: protein-cysteine S-palmitoyltransferase activity. Gene Ontology annotation, cellular component: Golgi apparatus; endoplasmic reticulum. The transcript has 6 exons. Gene Ontology annotation, biological process: protein targeting to membrane; peptidyl-L-cysteine S-palmitoylation. Lineage: Eukaryota; Metazoa; Chordata; Actinopteri; Cyprinodontiformes; Fundulidae. Bases 402 to 1868 code for a protein of 488 amino acids. The record is from RefSeq and is a predicted model, not a curated record.